This is a messenger RNA of Ipomoea nil (Japanese morning glory), 1287 nucleotides long. RefSeq lists its product as uncharacterized. The record is from RefSeq and is a predicted model, not a curated record. Gene Ontology annotation, biological process: DNA transposition. NCBI's taxonomy places the organism in Eukaryota, Viridiplantae, Streptophyta, Magnoliopsida, Solanales, Convolvulaceae. The transcript has 3 exons. Gene Ontology annotation, molecular function: transposase activity; DNA binding. The coding region runs from base 1 to 1287 and encodes 428 amino acids.
AUGAUUCCGCGUAGGUUGAGGAGUGAUGGUGAUAAUGGUAGUGACGAUGAUGCAGAAAGUGAUGAUACUGAUAGUGAGUAUGAAAUAGAUGGUAACAUAUCAAAUAUUGAUGACUUUGAAUUUGAUCAGAAUGUGGAUUCUACAGUUGAGUUUGGUGGGGUAGAAGGUAUUUCUAGUGAACCAGUUGGUGUGAAUAGUUGGGAGAGAAAUUUGGACGAACCUAAUCUAUCUGAUGAUACAUCAUUAAAAGACUCAGAUAGUGAUGUAGAGGGUGGUAAGUGGCCUGUUUUUAGGGCAGCUACUGAUAUGAAAGAGCCUCAUUUAAUCCUAGGAUUGACUUUUUCUAGCAAAGAAGAGUUUAAGGAAGCUGUGACCAAUUAUGCCUUUAACAAUGGAAAAGAUGUAAAAAUUGUUAAGAAUGACAAAGCCAGACUAGUUGUUAAAUAUAAACAUGAUAGAUGUUGUUGGACUUCUGAGAAUUCAAGAGCAACGUCAACUGUAGUUGCAAAGAGGUGGAGUAAGGAGAUUGCACAUCAUGAUGACUGGAAAAUGGAAAAAUUUAGGCAAAAGGUGUGUAAAGAUGAAAAGUUUCAUAUUAGUACACAUCAAGCUUAUAGAGCAAUGAAGAAAGCUAAAAUUCAAAUUAGGGGUAAUCUAGAUGAUAAUUUCAAAAAGAUUUGGAGUUACUGCCAAGAAAUUAUCAGGACUAAUCCUAUCACAAUCUGUGAGGUGAAGCUCAGUGACAAUGUUGAACUUUGUGGGGGAAACAAAUUCCUUAUACUGUACAUGUGUUGGGAUGGAUAUAGGCAAGGUUUCAAAUUUUGUAGGCCAAUCUUGGGAGUGGAUGGAACUCAUUUGAAGUCUGGAAUUGGGGGGUUAAUUCUGACUGCAGUUGGACUUGAUGCUAAUGACUCAAUCUUCCCUGUUGCAUGUGCCAUUGUUAAGGGUGAAACAAAACAGUCUUGGGUGUGGUUUUUAGAAUUCUUAAAAAAAGACUUAGAAAUCAGUGAGGGGAAUGAACAUGAAUUUACCUUCAUGUCAGAUAAACAAAAGGGUUUAAUAGAAGCAUUUGAAGUGGUUUUGCCUAGAGUUGAGCACCGAUUUUGUGUUAGGCACCUUCAUGGGAAUAUGAAGGUUGCGGGAUUUCAAGGAAAGGCAUUGAAGGAUGCACUAUGGGACUGUGCCAAAGCAACAACUGUGCCCAAAUAUAAAACUGCACUUGGAAAACUUAGACAAUUGGAUGAGGAUGCAUAUGUUUGGCUAUCUAAUAAGAGUCCAACAGAAUGA